AUAUUAGCAGCGGUUAUUCGGUGAGCGGUGGUGGUUUAUUCUUCCGUGGAGUUAAGGGCUCCGUGGACAUCUCAGGUCUUCAGGGUCUUCCAUCUGGAACUAUAUAAAGUUCAGAAAACAUGUCUCGAAGAUAUGACUCCAGGACCACUAUAUUUUCUCCAGAAGGUCGCUUAUACCAAGUUGAAUAUGCCAUGGAAGCUAUUGGACAUGCAGGCACCUGUUUGGGAAUUUUAGCAAAUGAUGGUGUUUUGCUUGCAGCAGAGAGACGCAACAUCCACAAGCUUCUUGAUGAAGUCUUUUUUUCUGAAAAAAUUUAUAAACUCAAUGAGGACAUGGCUUGCAGUGUGGCAGGCAUAACUUCUGAUGCUAAUGUUCUGACUAAUGAACUAAGGCUCAUUGCUCAAAGGUAUUUAUUACAGUAUCAGGAGCCAAUACCUUGUGAGCAGUUGGUUACAGCGCUGUGUGAUAUCAAACAAGCUUAUACACAAUUUGGAGGAAAACGUCCCUUUGGUGUUUCAUUGCUGUACAUUGGCUGGGAUAAGCACUAUGGCUUUCAGCUCUAUCAGAGUGACCCUAGUGGAAAUUACGGGGGAUGGAAGGCCACAUGCAUUGGAAAUAAUAGCGCUGCAGCUGUGUCAAUGUUGAAACAAGACUAUAAAGAAGGAGAAAUGACCUUGAAGUCAGCACUUGCUUUAGCUAUCAAAGUACUAAAUAAGACCAUGGAUGUUAGUAAACUCUCUGCUGAAAAAGUGGAAAUUGCAACACUAACAAGAGAGAAUGGAAAGACAGUAAUCAGAGUUCUCAAACAAAAAGAAGUGGAGCAGUUGAUCAAAAAACAUGAGGAAGAAGAAGCCAAAGCUGAGCGUGAGAAGAAAGAAAAAGAACAGAAAGAAAAGGAUAAAUAGAAUCAGAGAUUUUAUUACUCAUUUGGGGCACCAUUUCAGUGUAAAAGCAGUCCUACUCUUCCACACUAGGAAGGCUUUACUUUUUUUAACUGGUGCAGUGGGAAAAUAGGACAUUACAUACUGAAUUGGGUCCUUGUCAUUUCUGUCCAAUUGAAUACUUUAUUGUAACGAUGAUGGUUACCCUUCAUGGACGUCUUAAUCUUCCACACACAUCCCCUUUUUUUGGAAUAAAAUUUGGAAAAUGGAAAUGAAGGAAUAAAUUCUCUGUAGCAGUAAUUGUUAAAUAUACAAAAACUGACAGGGCGAUUACUUUUUGCACAUUGUGGCUUACAGUCCUUUCACAAAGAUGGGCACGUUCCUCAGGCUGGCCAGAUUAUUCGUCUCUGUCUGCAGGAAUUGGUUUGAGAAUGAACACGUGAGCUGAACAAAGCCAGAAUUGAUGUGUGGGUGUGGAUCUCGCAGCUAGGACUGAGGCUGCCCACAGGCAGCAGCUCAAGCUGCGCGGAAGAUGAGGUGUAGAAGUUAAGGCCACAGAGGAAAAGUGGAACCAAGAGAUGAGAACAGUUACGUGUUGGCUGAAGGGAGCUCUGUUGCUGGGGUUUGUUCAACCUGAGUUCCCUUGGCUAUCUGUGGCUUCAUGACAGAAGUGAUACAGGGCAGUGGUACUUAAUGCGUAGCCAUGGUGCUUUAGCAUCACCUAUGCAGAUUCUGAUGUCCCAUCCCAGAUCUACUGAAUUAAAAUCUCUGAGGGUGAAACCCAGUAAUCUGUUCUAACAAGCUCUGCAUGUGAUUCUUAGGAAUGCUAAGUAAAACUUUAAGAAGUUUUUGUUGCAUAUUAGAAUCACCUAGGAAGCUUUUGCAGCUUGUAAGCAUGCUGUAUCGAUUAACUCAAGCUCUGUGGUGGAACCCAGAUAUUAACAUUGCUUAAACUCUUCAGGUGAUUUCCAUCAGCUAGGGUGAGUGCAUUGAGCCAUCAUUUACCCUUCUCUCAGCUGUUGUCAACCAAAUAUGUGCUCCCAGUCUAAUUUCUCAUUGUAGAUUUUCUUAAUGCAGCUCCCUGCAGUUUUCUGUAUAGGCUAAAGUAUUUACAAGCCCUAUUUGCAGCACUUUUUUGAACUUCUAAAUUAUUCUCUUACUCUGUACAGCAGGUUCUCGUUAUUUUUGGUAGUUAUGUUCUAAAGUCACCACAAAAACUAACAAAAUACUGAACUCUUGCACCUAGAGAAAGUACUGGGUUAGGGUCCUACAAGCCACUGGUCACAUUUUUAUCAACUGAUCAGUACAUAACCUGUUUUUUGUGUAUUUCUACUUAAAGACACCUUUUUAAAUGUGUAUUGUGGAUUCAUUAACAUAGAACUCAGCCAACAGCUCUUUACGUGAAUGUUUUUGUUUUGUUUUGUUUUUUGAGACUGGGUCUUGCUCUGUCACCCAGGCUGGAGUGCAGUGGCGUGAUCAUAUUUCACUGCAGGCUCAAACGGUCUUCCUGCCUUGACCUCCCAAAGUGUUGACAUCACAGCCCUCUUAUGCUUAGGAACAACACUAAACAGUGUUUUUUUCAUAGAGACGGUGAGCAGGGAAGGUCUCACCAUGUUUCCCAUGCCGGUCUCAAGCUCCUGGACUCAAGCGAUCCUCCUGCCUCAGCCUCCCAAAGUGCUGACAUCACAGCCCUCUUGUGCUUAGGAACAUUAAACAGCACUUCAGCACUAUACCUGGGUGCCAUUUGAAAUAGUAAAAUCACUAAGAAAAAUGCAAAAAUAAACGGCACAAGGUAGACUGCAGGAACACUUACACGGUGUGAGAGCUGAAACAAGAAUUCAGAGUGUCGCCUUGCUCAACCUCAGAUGGGAACAUGUGCACCUGGGUACUCAAAAUUUUCACCACUCUGCAUGUCAACAAAUGACUAAAAGUACCACAAGUAUUGGUUUGGGGGUUACAUGUACAUUUUAUGAGAAUGCAAAUUUUGCAAAUUCACAAGUACAGAAUCAGCAAGUAGUGAAGAUGAAUGGCACGUCUUCACCCUCCAGUCUUGCUACACCCAGAGGUUGAGGUAGUCAAUAAAUCUUAUUAACUCUGUCUGCAGAAUUUACCCAUAAUCCAGCCACUUUCCACUGCAGGAACGCUGGUCCAAUUCACCAUUAUCUCUGACUUGGACUAUUGCAACAGCCUCCUAACUGGUUCCUUGCCUCCACUUCAUUCCCCACAGUCAAUUCUCCAGCAGCAGCCACAGUGAUCCUUUCAAAAUGUAAACGGUACUACUGCACAGUUUUGGCUCAAAACCCUCCAAUGGCUUCCCAUCUUGCUCAGUAAGAGUCAAAUUCUUUGUACUGGUUCAUGAGGUAUCCUGUAUUCUGGCCUUGUGCUACCUUCCAUGUGCUUCCUUCCUCACUCAUUCAUCCAAAUGAGCCUUCUCAUCAUUCCCUGAAUGUGCCAAGCUCCCCUCACAUCACUUGCCAAUCCCUCUGCCUUGGGAAUGCUCUUCCUGGGUAUCUAUUGCCCACUCCCUCAUCUCCAGGUCUCUGCUUGCAUGUCACCUUUUUUGGGGUACUUCUGUGAAGGAGCAAUCUCUUUCCCCUGCACACUCACAUUUUCUAUUCCCUAUACAUACCCUGUUGAGUUUUUCUCCAUAGCACUCAUCACCAGCUGGCAUAUUUGUUUCUUGUCUCUCCCCACUGGAAUACAGACUUCCAGAGCAGUACUUUGUUUUCAUUCAAUAGUCGUGUCUCGGUACCUAGAACAGAAACUGGCACGUGUUAGGCAACAAAUAAGUACUGAUGAAUGAAUAAAUACCCUGGAUAUGCUGGUGUGAAAUCCUAAAAAAUACCUGCUUUCCAUCCAGAUCAGUAGCACUGGUGGAUUUUCUGUAUCCUGACUACCCCUUCAACAUUUGCCUAAAGCUAGGACAACUUCUUCAAAGGCAAUAGUGAAUAAGAGAGCCUGGUAUAGUUUGCCGCCACAUUAGGAAAGUCUUCAGAAUUUGACCCUAACAGCAGGCAAAUUUCAACGUAUUCAUCUUUUUGUUGAAAUAAAUUCAUACUGUGAGGAAAAGCAAAAGAUAGGAGGUGAGGCAAAAGCUACUCUUUAACUGUGAGUUUUUUUUCCUUGCGAUGGGGUUUGGCUGCCUAGUCUAGAUUCUCACGCUAGCCCCACUUUCGUCUGCUCUGUGGCAUAUUUUUAACCUGAGUUGCAGGACAGGUGGUUUCCAGAGUGUUGCCUGAUGCAUCCCAAAUGCUGCCUUAGCAAUACACAUCUGAACAGGGGCCCAUCACUAAUAGCAAGCAUUUCAUUAAUCUGAGCAAAACUCAUGGGUUUUCACAGGGACCCUACCAGCUCAGAAGCACGUUGAUAUAAAUAAGUAGAAAACCAAAGACAGCUAAGUUUUAAAUCUUGAGUCAAAACUUUAAAAUCAAAGUCAAAUUGAUUUCAUUUUGGUGAGCUUUCAAAUCAUGCUUUUAAAAAUAAAUUAUGUAAAAAAA
This is a messenger RNA of Homo sapiens (human), 4378 nucleotides long. RefSeq names its product proteasome 20S subunit alpha 4 (gene PSMA4). Bases 120 to 905 code for a protein of 261 amino acids. The record is from RefSeq and is marked reviewed. Gene Ontology annotation, molecular function: structural constituent of proteasome. Gene Ontology annotation, cellular component: cytoplasm; P-body; nucleus. Gene Ontology annotation, biological process: protein catabolic process; regulation of proteasomal protein catabolic process; ubiquitin-dependent protein catabolic process. NCBI's taxonomy places the organism in Eukaryota, Metazoa, Chordata, Mammalia, Primates, Hominidae. The transcript has 9 exons.